This is a messenger RNA of Malurus melanocephalus (red-backed fairy wren), 1391 nucleotides long. RefSeq names its product alpha-taxilin-like. Gene Ontology annotation, molecular function: syntaxin binding. NCBI's taxonomy places the organism in Eukaryota, Metazoa, Chordata, Aves, Passeriformes, Maluridae. The record is from RefSeq and is a predicted model, not a curated record. The transcript is spliced from 9 exons. Bases 21 to 1391 code for a protein of 456 amino acids.
GAGAGGCUGGAAAAGCUGAGAUGAAGAACCAGGGAGUGGAAACCAAAGCAGCUCCACGUCCUUCCAGAAGGAGCAGCGGGAUGGGGCUGGAGGAGGGCGACUCCCCAGAGGCUGCAGCACCCCCAGAAGCUCCCAUCACCCAGGAAGAUCCCAAAUCCCGUCCCGUCCGCGACGUUUCCGAGGAGCUGAGCCGGCAGCUGGAGGAUAUUUUAAACACUUACUGUGUGGAUGGCAGCCAGGAAAACCCCGAGGAGCCCGAAAAGGGGCGCAGUGAAUCCCCCAGGAACGGGGAACAGGACCCAGGAGGCCCCGAGAUCAACGGGGAGAAGGAGAACAACAACAAAGGAGGAGAGGAAUUCCGGCCCGGAGAGGAGGGRGGGGACAGGGAUCACAAAAAAGCUCAGGAGAAGAAGAAAGCCAAGGGUUUAGGCAAAGAAAUCACUUUGCUGAUGCAGACCCUGAACACCCUGAGCACCUCAGAGGAAAAAUUGGCAGCGCUGUGCAAGAAAUACGCUGAGCUGGUUCUGAUGGAUUUAAGGAACAUUAAGAAGCUGGGAACAUCAAUUUGGGCCCUUUUUCCCUCCCUCCCACAGGAGGAGGGCGUCCAGCGCGCCAGAGAGGAGGAGGAGAAGAGGAAGGAGGUGACCUCYCACUUCCAGGUGACCCUGAACGACAUCCAACUGCAGAUGGAGCAGCACAACGAGCGCAACUCCAAACUGCGCCAGGAGAACAUGGAGCUGGCYGAGAGGCUCAAGAAGCUCAUCGAGCAGUAUGAGCUGCGGGAGGAGCACAUCGACAAGGUGUUCAAGCACAAGGAGCUGCAGCAGCAGCUGGUGGAUGCCAAGCUCCAGCAGGCGCAGGAGAUGCUGAAGGAGGCGGAGGAGAGGCACCAGCGGGAGAAGGAUUUUCUGCUGAAGGAGGCCGUGGAAUCACAGAGGAUGUGUGAGCUGAUGAAGCAGCAGGAGACUCACCUCAAGCAGCAGGUGAGUUCCCCACUCUUCUUUUGGGAUUUGAAGGGUUUUCCUCCYUCCAUCAGCAAAAAAACAACCCAAAAUUCCCAAAUUUUUAAAUCUGGAAAACACAGGCUUGUGCAGAUGACCAAGAAAAUCAAGAAGCUGGAGAAGGAGACCACCAUGUACCGCUCCCGCUGGGAGAGCAGCAACAAAGCGCUGCUGGAGAUGGCAGAGGAGAAAACGCUCCGGGACAAGGAGCUGGAGGGGCUGCAGGUGAAGAUCCAGCGCCUGGAGAAGCUGUGCCGGGCACUGCAGACGGAGCGCAACGACCUCAACAAGAAAGUGCAGGACCUGUGCGCUCACACGGAGCCGCUGGAGCCGCUCAAAGACCCCGCCCAAAGCUCGGCGGGGGCUGCUGUGCGCGUCCUGUAUCAAUAG